AUGCCACAGUCACCGUGUCUUUUCUCCACUUUUCAUUUGUUCGUUUUCUUUCUUUUCGUUUUUUUUUUCUGUAUUUCAUUACUCUUUAUACUUUACUCUCUUCCUCUCGCUUACUCUCACUUUCGAGCUUGUUCCUUUUUCUCCUCCUUCCAAUUCUCGUUUUCUUUGUUUACUUUUCUGGGCGUUUUUACAUUUGUUCGUAAUAUUUCUUUUGUGACUUUCUCUCUUUCUUCGGUUUCUCUUCUAGUUCCCAUGUGUUCUCCCACCCACUUUCCGCCACCCCGUAUUAUCUUAGCAGUAUCUCUUCUUCCCAAUUUUUUCGCUUUGUUUCUCUCUAUCAUUUUUUCAUUUUUUUUUUGUUUUUUUGUUUUUUUUCGAUUGAUACAAAUCUAUCUAUCUAUCUAUCUAUCUAUCUAUCUAUCUAUCUAUCUAUCUAUCUAUCUAUCUAAGGCUGUUUGUUUCUAUCUAUCUAUCUAUCUAUCUAUCUAUCUCAAUUUUAAAGGCCGACCACUUGUUACUCGAGAAGCCCAGCUAUUUCGCCGCUCCCCUCUCUCACUCUUUCUCUCUCUCUCUUUCUCACUCUCUUUCUCUCUCUCUCUCUCUCUUUCUCACGUUCGCUUUCUCUCUCUCUCUCUCUUUCUCUUCACCAUCUAUCAAACCACUGAAGACUGUCGAGAAGUAAAGAAUAGUUGGCACUGCAGAAGAACAACAGACCAGGCCCCAAACCAGUUGACAGUUCUUCAUUUUGGCGAGAUUACUGCUAACGGACACACGUGCCAUAUUUCUUUGCCUGAAGUUGGGACUCGACAUUUGUUUCACUCCUCCUCAUCUUUACAUUUAUCGGCAGCGCAGUGA
Acanthosepion pharaonis is the source of this 855-nucleotide messenger RNA. The record is from the annotation of a GenBank genome assembly. NCBI's taxonomy places the organism in Eukaryota, Metazoa, Mollusca, Cephalopoda, Sepiida, Sepiidae.